Rhincodon typus (whale shark) is the source of this 2544-nucleotide messenger RNA. Its product is annotated as extracellular calcium-sensing receptor-like. Gene Ontology annotation, molecular function: G protein-coupled receptor activity. Bases 16 to 2463 code for a protein of 815 amino acids. The record is from RefSeq and is a predicted model, not a curated record. Gene Ontology annotation, cellular component: membrane. Gene Ontology annotation, biological process: G protein-coupled receptor signaling pathway. The transcript has 6 exons. NCBI's taxonomy places the organism in Eukaryota, Metazoa, Chordata, Chondrichthyes, Orectolobiformes, Rhincodontidae.
GUUUUCAGUGUGCACAUGAAUAUCGAUCGUCUGGAUCUUUCUUUUCAAAAACAAUCAAAAGCGGUAAAAUGUAAAAGCUUUUGGACGAGAGGUUUGCGCUUCGCGCUGACGAUGAUUUUUGCCAUUGAAGAAAUCAACAAGAACCCAAGGCUGCUUCCCAGCGUUACCCUGGGGUACCGAAUUUAUGACACUUGUACCAUGCCAUCUUUAACUCUGAAAGCAACUUUCCAGUUUUUAAACCGAGGUGAAGUCACCUCCUCCAAACUGGCUUGCACGAUGUCUUCCACUGUCGCUGCCAUUGUGGGUGAUGCCGCAUCCUCGCAGUCUGUAGCAAUGGCCACGUUAAUUGGUCCGUUCAGGAUUCCAAUGGUCAGCUACUUUUCCACCUGUGCAUGUCUGAGUAACAGGAAGGAAUAUCCAUCGUUUUUCAGAACCAUACCGAGCGACUAUUUUCAGGCAAGAGCCUUAGCUCAUCUAGUAAAGCGUUUUGGUUGGACAUGGAUCGGGACAAUUAGGAACGACGAUGAUUAUGGUAACUUUGGGAUGCAAGCUUUCACCGAAACUAUCCAACAAUUGGGCGUUUGCAUUGCGUUCUCUGAGUCCAUUCACAGAACCUACCACAGGGACAAGCUACUUCGAAUCGUAGAUACUGUACGGAAAUCUUUAACCAAAGUUGUUGUGGCAUUCGUUGCACCUGAGGAAAUGAGCAUUUUAUUCAGUGAGAUUGCUCAACAGAACGUGACUGGUAUACAAUGGAUAGGAAGCGAGGCUUGGGUAUCCACACAAUUUCUGCCCCAGGAAGAAAGCAGGCGCUUUGUCUCUGGCACAAUCGGAGUUGCAAUUCACCAGGUAAAUAUACCAGGACUGAGAGAAUUUCUUUUGGACGUCCAUCCAUCCAUAUAUCCAGGCAACCGGUUAGUGAAAGAGUUUUGGGAAUUAACUUUCGGCUGUGCGUUGAGGGGCACAGAUAACAGAACGGAUCAAGUUCCCUCCAACAAGUGGAAGGAAUGUACCGGAAGAGAGAGUUUACGGAUGACGCACAAUGAACUUACUGAUGUCUCACAGUACCGGGUUACUUACAAUGUAUAUAAAGCUAUAUAUGCCAUUGCCCACGCUCUCCAUGACAUGUUGUCGUGUAAAACUGGCAAAGGACCAUUUUCCGAAAAUACUUGCGCAAAUAUCUCAAGUUUCCAACCGUGGCAGCUACUGCAUUAUAUGAAAACAGUCAAUUUCACGACCAAAAUUGAUGAAAACGUCCAUUUUGAUAAUAACGGAGAUCCAGUGGCCACCUAUGACAUUGUAAACUGGCAACCCAACGCGGCUGGCGGCGUGGACAUCGUCGGUGUUGGAGUCUAUGACGGCUCAGGCACACCAGGCCAAGAAAUUAUAGUAAAGGAUGAAGCAAUUGUAUGGAGUGGAGGCCAAAUUACGGUUCCAAGAGCAGUUUGUUCCGAAAGCUGCCCCAAUGGAACAAGGAAAGCAACAAGGAAAGGACAAUCUCUUUGCUGCUUUGACUGCAUUAAAUGCGCUAAUGGUGAAAUUAGCAACACCACUGAUUCCACCGAUUGCAUGAAAUGUCCUUUGGAAUACUGGUCGAAUCAGCAAAAAGAUCAAUGUAUCCCCAAAAAGAUUGAAUUUCUUUCUUUUCAAGAGGCUCUGGGCUACUUCUUAGUAGCACUUGCUUUAGUGGGAGUGUGUCUUGCACUGGCUGCAGCUACGAUAUUCUUCCGGUAUCGGGAAACCUCUAUCGUCCGAGCGAACAAUUCGGAGCUGAGCUUCCUCCUUCUCUUUGCGCUAACGCUUUGCUUCCUGUGCUCACUUACCUUCAUUGGGAAACCGACCGGAUGGUCCUGCAUGUUGCGGCGGACUGCGUUUGGAAUUGUAUUUGUUCUCUGUAUUUCCUGCAUUUUGGGGAAAACCGUUCUUGUUGUAAUCGCUUUUAAAGCAACUCUUCCCAACAACAACUUGAUGAACUGGUUCGGACCGAUGCAGCAACGGUUAAGCGUAUUCGUCCUCACAUUUCUUCAAGGUUUAAUUUGUACGAUCUGGCUCAUUGUAUCACCUCCAUAUCCAGUGAAAAACAUGACCUAUUAUAGAGAUAUGAUAAUUUUGGAAUGUGACAUGGGUUCUUUAAAAGCCUUUUAUUUUGUGUCCAGCUAUAUUGGUCUUCUGUCCACUGUAUGCUUCCUGCUAGCUUUUCUUUCCCGGAAACUUCCAGAUAAUUUCAACGAUGCGAAGUAUAUAACUUUCAGUAUGCUGAUUUUCUGUGCUGUUUGGAUCACUUUUAUUCCGGCUUAUGUCAGCUCACCUGGAAAGUACACGGUGGCUGUCGAAGUGUUUGCUAUUUGGGCAUCAAGCUUUGGUUUGCUUGUCUGCAUUUUUGCUCCGAAAUGUUAUAUUAUCUUACUGAAACCGGAGAAUAACACAAAGAAAAACAUGAUGGGCAAAGGGUCUUCACUGUAAUUCUAAGAUUUCUCUAAUUCUGCCCGCAAAAUACUCAGUCUGGAGAUUGUUGUUCCAAUAUUUACAUUUGUUACUAAAUUA